This is a messenger RNA of Funneliformis mosseae, 564 nucleotides long. Lineage: Eukaryota; Fungi; Glomeromycota; Glomeromycetes; Glomerales; Glomeraceae. The record is from the annotation of a GenBank genome assembly.
AUGCAUAAAACGGAUUCGGGUUUUUAUGUUAUCGACGUUUUGCCACUACAUAAUACUAGCAAACGUCCAUUCCAUCUCGAGAAAAGGAUGAAAUCCAAGAAAUCCUUUUCCUCAUACGGACAUGGUCAUGGUGAUGAUAAACUGCUUCAAUAUAGCCCAUAUGAUGCUCAAAUGAAAAGAGAAGCUAUCCUUGAACAAAGGCGUCUUAAGUUAGCUCGCCAAUUCUUGCACGUAAAAGAUGUUCUUAUUAAACAACAUCAGCGUGCUCUUAAUGAUUCUUCUGCCAAGAGAUCACAAAUUCAACAAACUUUGCGGCUCGCUGAGAAGAAUAGGAAUACCAUCUUGCAACGAUUGGUUGAACAGUGCGCCCAAGAAGUUGCUAGAUGCAAAGAAGUUGCGCGUCAACAACAACUUAAAAACCAAGAGGAAAUUGAUAGACGACGUGCUGAUUUAGAGCGUCGCCAAAGAGCUACCGCUGCUCGUCGUGCCAGACUCCUUACAGUGCCAAAAUCUCGUAUUUUCUCUAACGAGAUGACUAUUCCUCCUACUCGUGAAGAAGCUGCU